Molecule: messenger RNA, 1801 nt
Organism: Trichogramma pretiosum
Lineage: Eukaryota; Metazoa; Arthropoda; Insecta; Hymenoptera; Trichogrammatidae
Exons: 1
Coding region: 147-1613 (488 amino acids)
Biological process (GO): protein localization to T-tubule; regulation of cardiac muscle contraction
Cellular component (GO): T-tubule
Molecular function (GO): protein binding
Source: RefSeq, a predicted model, not a curated record
UGUAGCGUAAGUCAGUAUCGCGUUACGAUCGAUCGAAGCGUGAAUCGAGCGUAAAUCAUAGACCACAGCAAGUGGUCCGCGUAACAAAAAAAAAAAAAAAAAAAAAAAAAAAAAAAAAAAACAAAAUUACAACGAUAUCUCGAACGAUGGCCAAAAACGACGACGACCGCCGAUGUUGGAACGAAUUGAGAAGAUUGAGACUGCCGGCCGAUUUGCGCAACAGAGAGGAGAGAAGCGAAUUUCUCGAGCAACUGUAUCGUCUCGUGGAAAAUUGGACGGGCGAAUUGCCCAAUUUGCGAAAUAUCUAUGGAGAAGCGGAGAUCGAUCGGAUCCUCUUGUGGGACUACGAGGACAACGAGUACUUUCGCCGGCGCACUCCCUUUAUCCGGUUCGCGAUAAUGAGCGGCUACAGGGACAAGCCCAGACUCCGGCUCAACGGCGCGCCACUGCUGAGCCGCUGCACGGCGCUGCAUCUGUUGGCCGCGCGCGACACCGCCUACUGCAGCUCCUGGGCUCUGUUCGCGAUCUACGACAGGUGGGACGUGAACUAUCGCGACCAGACGGGCUUCACGCACUUCCACGCGGCCUGCAAGCUCGGCUUUCACGGGGCCGUGCGCCAGUUCAUCAAGCGCGGCCGAGUCGAUCCCAACGAGCCGGUGCUCUGUACGGGCGACGGGCCGCUCCACCUGGCCAUCAGGCACGAGCGCAGCCUCGUGUUCAGGGAGCUGCUGCUCUCGGGCGCCAAUCCGAAUCUGGCAGACGCCCGGGGCGAGACACCGCUGCACCUGGCCUGCCGCAAGCCGGACGACGGCGCCUGGGCGAGGCUCGUGCUCGGCCUGUCCAAUCGCGCGCUCAACGUCAACGCCGAGGACGGCGAGGGUCGCACGCCGCUCCACUGGGCCGUGACGAAUCUGCUGCCGGACGUGAUCAAAAAGAUGCUGGAUCGGGGCCUCCGUCUGCCCGGCCCGUUCGCGUUCCCCGAGGAGCCGCACUUCUACCCGAGAUUCGCCGAGUCCCGAGGUGGCGGAGACAGGUUCGCGGCGAGACUGGCCGCCGCCACUCUGGGCGUCGUCGAGAUCUUCGCCUCGCGCGGAUUCACGCGCAUUCCCGCCCUGACGUUCCUGAAUGUCUUUAACUCGCACGGAUUGCUCGAGAGGUCGGCGCGAGCCCUGAGCACCUGGCACGGCCACGAAGAGGAGGAGUUCGCCUCGGCGGCCAGCGAAUUACGGAUCGAUUCGAGCUUCUCGCUCUACGACCUGAUCCGGAUGAGACCGGCGGAGGCCGCGAGAGCCCGCGUCGCCUGGCAGGACUACUACGAGUUCGCGUGCUCCAGCCAGCUGUGGCAGCUGCCCGAGAGGCACUGGGAGGCCUGCUCGCUACGCAUCUGCGAGAUAAUAGCCAGGCGGCUCUGCCAGCGACUGGCCAUGUGGCGCUUCUGCCGUAUCACCCUCUACGGGCUGCCGCUCGACGUAGCCCGAGCGAUCCUGGACAGCAUGACCGCCCGCGAUCUGUACGACUUCUGCAUGGCAGCCAGAACGCAGAUACUGAGAAGCAGAUUACGGGCAGCAGUCGCGAACAUAGGACCGAGUAACCAGUCUAAAGUUGAAGGAUAAAGCAUAAGCGGUGAUUUUACAUUAGUAAUGAUAUUACAUAUUGUUACGGUUUUUUGAUACAUAUAAUGGACGUAUGUAGUAACUUUGUAUUUUGCUAUAGUAUCGUUUACGACAGAUUCAUCAAUUUUCCUUUGUUUAACGAUGUAUUUUAAGCUUGGAAUUAAUAAACAAACAAUAGAAUUCAUUGA